AUGAACACUGCAAGAUCAGAGAUGGACGCUAAACUGAACAUAUCCGUGGAGACUCUGCUGGCCUCUAUUCAGCAUCUAUCUCAAAAGGAGAAGAUACAUUUAUUCGACCUCAUGGGUGUCACGAAUGAGGAAGAUCUGAAUUAUUUAGUUCACGGAAUAGGAGAAGACCAAUUGGCUCUACAGUAUCCAGAGUACCGUGUUCACAAAAUUCUAUUGUUAUACAUACCGCCAAUUCUUUUAAUACUUGGCACCUUUGGCAACAUAUUCUCAUUCCUGAUCAUGCGUCAUAAAGCCAUGACGCGCUUGUCCACCUACAUAUUCCUAGCUGCUUUGUCAGUAGCCGAUUCUAUGGUGUUAUUGAUCGGAUUAAUGCGGCAGUGGCUCGGGGAACUCACAGGUUAUGACAUCAGAGACCAGGCUAACUGGUUGUGCAAGGCUACAAUUAUCCUAGGAUAUAUUUCCAGUAACACGUCUGUCUGGAUCAUUGUCGCCGUAACCAUAGAGAGAUACAUUGUUGUUUGCUGUCCUUUGAAAGCCCAAAGAUUCUGUAAUGUAGCUCGGGCUAAAAAAACCAUAAGUGGACUUGUUGCCAUUUUCCUUGUCAUUAACAUUCAUUUUGCAUGGACCGUUGGCUUAAACGAAACAGAUAUUCGGGACAAUCUUCUUCCGCAAUGUGACGCAAGUGCUGGUCAUCAGUUUCUUGUAUCAGUGGUUUGGCCGUGGGUUGACGCCCUCAUAUACUGUUUCCUUCCUUUCAUCAUUAUCAGCAUAUUUAAUAUCCUCAUCAUCUGCAAAGUUGCACGUGCGACCAGUGGGAGGGAAAGUUUACAAAACGGUUGUCUGAAACUCAGGAACAGAAGCAAGGGAGACAACAACCUACGCUUGACAAUCAUGCUCCUGACUGUAUCCUUCACCUUCCUUCUCACCACACUCCCAAUGAACAUCAGCAGUAUUGCCUCAGACUUUUGGAAUACCAAUGGGCACGAUAACGCAGUCAUGUCCAAAUUCCGUCUGGUCCGCACGAUAUCACAGCUGCUCAUGUAUCUUAAUCACUCCAUCAACUUCUUCCUGUAUUGCGCAACAGGACAGAAAUUCCGCAACGAGGUCAUCAGAAUGUUUUGUGGUAAAAACAAUAACACUUUGUCUUUCGCCGACCACAGCCAGCACCUAUACUGUUCCAGAGGUUGUCCCCACGUCAGCAAUGCAUACGUUGACACCAGGAAGAGCACGGACGAGACAGAGAUGUAG
Molecule: messenger RNA, 1248 nt
Organism: Haliotis rubra (blacklip abalone)
Lineage: Eukaryota; Metazoa; Mollusca; Gastropoda; Lepetellida; Haliotidae
Product: FMRFamide receptor-like
Exons: 1
Coding region: 1-1248 (415 amino acids)
Biological process (GO): G protein-coupled receptor signaling pathway
Cellular component (GO): membrane
Molecular function (GO): G protein-coupled receptor activity
Source: RefSeq, a predicted model, not a curated record